UAGGGUAGAGGGAGUGUGAGGAAGACAGGGAGAGGGAGAGCGUGAGCGAAGGGAACGGGAACUGUAAGCCAGUCACAGUAUCUCCUUCCCACUGCACCAGCGGUGAUGGACAGCUCCUCUCUUCGCCGCUCUUCAAAAGGUUCCUAUUUAUUUUCAGUAGCUUUAGCUUUUGUCUUCUGUACUUUAUUUUUGUCUGUUCAGGUAUUUAUUUGUCGUAAGCUCAGUUCGACUGGGGAAAUGAGAGGAGAGAGAGUCAGAGGACAGCACUGAAACUGGGACUGUCUCUGUACUGGUGGAGUGGUUUCUCUUCUUUUUGUGCCUGGGUAUUUGCUACGAGGUGCAGACGUAUUGGGUGAAAGAAAGAGUCGAAAGGCCAGAAAGCCACGCCUCCCCUAAACAAAAAGCUCAUUUGAAUGGACAUGUAUAAGUAAUAUUAUCAUUAGUGGAAACGAGGGGAGGCUGAUGUAAAGCGCUUUCACCCGUAGCUAUUUGGGGAAUGUCACUGGCAAAACAGAACCAAAAACAAGUUGAAGGGAUAAAGAAGUGGAAUGCAGAUCCCCCACCCAUCGCAGAGUGCAUCCUGAAGAGGAUUUCUAAGGCGCCACAGUCAGAGGAGCUGAGACACUCAGAUGGCCUCUACCGGCUCUAGUACCCAAGAUUGGGAUUGUGUGUAAGACUGUUGGCAACUCCAAAAUUCUUUGCCUCAAUCUUCUUUACAACCAGCUUUUGCCUCUCACAACCUUGAGGACGAAAGUUUCAUAAAAGUGUGUGGAUUGGGAUUUUAGAGAUCAAAGCUUGAUUUGUGGCUCCAGCGUGCGCGCGCGCUCGCGCACACACAACAGAAUACAGAUUUAGCUGCGCCUCGUUUAGCCUCUCUCUGACUGGAGAGCAUUGUAAACAUAAUUCCCCCAGUUCUCUGUGGAACGAGACAUUAACACCCGCCGAGAGCCCAGUGUUUUUCUAGCGUGUCUGUGUUUUGAUUCGGACAAUAGCUGAGCAUACAUGGGGUCAAGACUCGCUACUCCAAAAUAAGAGGAUGCAUACAACAGGACUGAAAACUAACUGCUGCACUCCAGACUUUAGAAAGGACUUUAUUGGAGGUAGAAACCAAACACACUGGCUAAUGUGGAUGUAAAUACUCCUAUGACUUAUGGAUUUUCUCAUCUGCUCUUUAUCUGAUGCUGAACAAGCUAUUUGAAAGCCUAAAUGACAUUCUUGUUCUAACAGUAAAUGUUUUAACACUUUUUUUUCUCUUAUCGAUAGUCUCAAGAUAGGAGUCACAUGCUCCUUGUCUUAUUUAAUCAGCAGUAGGAUCUGCACCGUGUCUGCCUGCAUGCUUCUUUCCCACAUGUCAACUACCCUGCACCUCCUGCGCUUUUUGCCCUUGUGAGGACAGCCCCUGCCCUCAUCCCCUAGCCGCCCAGAGGCAGGAGAUGUGGCCAGGGACUGUCAGAGACCGCAGUGGGGAUCCCUGCCGCCGGGAUAGAUGCUUGGUGUAACAUUGGCCGACCUUUUUCUGUUUGUGGAGGCAAUAUAUAUUUUUCUUUCUUCAACAAUAACCCCACUGGCUCUAAGCAUGACUGAUCAGAAAAGGAGAGCCAAGCUGGUACUCUUGUUUUCCUGUGGGCUGUAUUGAUUUUCGUCAGUCAGUGUUCAUUUGAUUGAGACCCAACUAUGUGAGAGCAAAAGUGAAAGAGAGCGCGGAUAAAGCUCUGUUUGCUGUGGGAGGCUACAGACAGGCAGCAGGGGCGGACUGGUCUCCAGUUACAGGCCAUCUGCAUCGCAGGUGGCACAGCACAAACCUGACCCACCAGGACCGCGCCCACAACAAUGAAUCAGUCAGCGCUGACAACAGACCUGGUACCCACUGCCAACAGCAGCCUUGUGGGCCCGGAUCCCAACCACUCUUGCCCCCUUGGCUGGGGCCAGAAUGAGGGCCUGGAGGCCUGCGUCUUGGAGACUGCCGUCAUCGUGCUGCUGACAGUGCUCAUCAUCGCUGGAAACCUGACGGUGAUCUUCGUGUUCCACUGCGCCCCGCUGCUGCACCACUACACUACCAGCUAUUUCAUCCAGACCAUGGCCUAUGCUGACCUGCUGGUGGGCCUCAGCUGCCUGGUGCCCACCCUGUCCCUGCUGCACUACCCGGCCGGCGUCCAGGAGCCCAUCACCUGCCAGGUCUUCAGCUACGUCAUCUCGGUACUCAAGAGUGUCUCCAUGGCCUGCUUGGCCUGUAUCAGCGUGGACCGUUACCUGGCCAUCACCAAACCCCUGUCCUACAACCAGCUGGUGACGCCGUGCCGGCUCCGUGGCUGCAUCGCUCUCAUAUGGGUCUACUCCUGCCUGAUGUUCCUGCCCUCCUUCUUUGGCUGGGGCAAGCCGGGCUACCACGGAGACAUCUUUGAGUGGUGCGCCCACUCCUGGCCCACCUCGGCGCUCUUCACAGGCUUUGUGGUGUGCCUGCUAUACGCGCCCGCUGCUCUGGUUGUCUGCUUCACCUACUUUCACAUCUUCCGCAUCUGCCAGCAGCACAACCGGGAGAUCAGUGAGAGGCGAGCACGCUUCCCCAGCCAGGAGAUGGAGGCCGGGGAGGGUGGUGGCAGUGGUAGCGGCGGGGGGCACCACACGGGUCACGGGCCUGACCGGCGCUACGCCAUGGUGCUCUUCCGCAUCACCAGCGUCUUCUACAUACUCUGGCUGCCCUACAUCAUCUAUUUUCUUUUGGAGAGCUCACACGUGCUGGACAGCCCCGCCCUGUCCUUUGUAACCACCUGGCUGGCCAUCAGCAACAGCUUCUGCAACUGCGUCAUCUACAGCCUGUCCAACAGUGUGUUCCGCCUGGGCAUGCGCCGCCUCUCGCAGACACUCUGCUCCUUCAGCCACUGUGUAGCCGACGACAGGGACUUUGGAGAACCCAAACCCAGGAAGAGGCCAAAGUCCUGCUCCAUCUGAGGACUUGCAGGCUAUUGUUAAAGAAGCCACACUUUUGGUUACACAAGGUUACAUCUUUACAAAGCUGCUGACUAUUCAAUUGACAGGGCUGUCCCAAAGAAAAAUACUUUAGGCUCUGACGGUUUGUUUGAAGAAUACCAAUUACUUUGCUGUAGUCAUGCCAAGUCAUGAUUUAUGGGCAAAAAUGUGAUUGCUGAGAGAAGCUAGAUUUUUGUAAAGGUUUAGUUUCUGAACUAAGUGGAUGAGAGAUUGGUACUACAUUUUGACUUUAGACCUGCGAAGUGGGGUAUAGCUGGUAAAUCAAAUCAAAAUGUAUUGGUCGCUUACACAGUUUAGCAGGUGGUAUAGCAGGUGCAGUUAAAUGCAUGUUACUAGCUCCUAACAGUGAAGUAAAAUAUCAAACAAGUACAAACAAAACCAAAAAAACAAAUGUCAGAACGAAUCAAAUUAAAUCCAAUAUCAGUAAUCCAUAUGCUGUACAUGUAC
This is a messenger RNA of Oncorhynchus gorbuscha (pink salmon), 3435 nucleotides long. RefSeq names its product G protein-coupled receptor 52 (gene gpr52). Lineage: Eukaryota; Metazoa; Chordata; Actinopteri; Salmoniformes; Salmonidae. Gene Ontology annotation, biological process: G protein-coupled receptor signaling pathway. Bases 1831 to 2949 code for a protein of 372 amino acids. The record is from RefSeq and is a predicted model, not a curated record. Gene Ontology annotation, cellular component: membrane. Gene Ontology annotation, molecular function: G protein-coupled receptor activity. The transcript has a single exon.